AUUGAUUUCGUAUUUAGUUUUGAUUUUUAUAAAUAUUUUUUUAAACUUUUUGUUGCGUACCAGUUGGGAUUUGUUAUGUACUUGCCGUAUUUCUUCCAUCAGAAAAGGAUAAGAACGUGUAGGAUAUUUUGACAUGCUGAGUGCUAUUUGAGUGCAGGAAAUUGAAGAAAUGGAGAGGAAAUAAGCAGCAGAAGCUUCUCUAAUGCGAAGAUUGAAUUCGAUGGUUGCGGAUAUAUAAGAUCGAUAGAGGUUUUCUCAUCAUGUCAUUCUUCGGCUUUUCACAAUUCCAACAGCCUCAUCUUCUCAAGCCGCUCAGGUAAUCAGUUAUGAAUUUGUCAAACCGACUCAUCUUAUUGCUUGCCAUUCUUUGUUUGUCGAUACAUAUGACAGUUGCUGAGCGAAAUACUGGAUGCCUGAAUCUCGCGGUAUGUCACAUGCCGAUCUCGCUCAAUCAUUUCACGCACAACAUCAACAUUAGUGACAACAACAGACGUGGAUGGACGACUUUCACGAAAUUCGUCACUAAGAAAGGUAUCUGCAUCAGAAACUGCGCUCAAUGCCAAAUAAUGCUUGGCGGGUAUUUCAUGGGGGAAAAGUGCGCAAAUUUCUGCGUGAAACAUAAAGGUAAAGUUAUUCCGGAUUGUGAGGAUGAGUUCUCGAUUCGUCCCUUUCUGCAAAAAGCGCCCGAGAACGAAUAUUAAUCGACAAGAUCAACCAAAAAUUAUACUUCGAUUUUCUCUUUCGACUUUCGUCUUUCGCAUUAAUGUUAAGCUGUGCAAUAUAUCUUAUAAAAAUAAAAAUUGCGACAUAAAUUAUGUACUAAAAUGUAACGUAAUGUACAUGGUGGUGUUAUGAAUAUGUAAAAUCCAGAAACGGUAGAUGCACUGACCUCAGAAAGUUUCUUUGUCUCAACUCAAACAUCGCGUUUGAAAAAAACAGAUAUUUUAGUUUAUCUAUUGCUGACCAUCUAGCAUAUGUUAGCCAGUUUUGAUCAAAGAAAAAAUUUAUCUGUCAACUCAAGAAGUUUAUUUGCACAAUAUCGCUAGCCGUACAUAAACUUAAUUGCUUGUUACAAAUAAAUAAACAGAUGUUCUUCGACCAACACUGGCUAAAUAUAUUUAAAACGCACAACGUUUCGGCUUAAUUUGAAGCCCUUCUCAAGUGCAUACCAAUCAAUAUCAUUUUCUGUAAACAAUACAAUAUAGGUACAAAUAUCAAAAAUAAAAUACAAAUAAUCACUAAAUAAAAACUAAAUAAAAAACCUUACUGUUUGAAAAUGAUAUAUAAUAAUGUUAACAAAGGUAACGGGGUAACACAUCCGCACCACACGAGUCUCAGAUCAGAACUAACUCAGCAAAAACCAACCUAUGUGUUUGUCACAAUACCGUCGUAAACAUCUGACAAGUUCUCUGUGUCUCGUUUAAGAUUAAUCGUCCUUGAAUUCUUCUUUAUGAAAAACGUUUCAGCAAUCUCUCUCUUACGGUUGUUAGAUUCAUAAUGUAAAAUGUUCUUCUUACUCCAAUCAAAAUCAUGAUCAUUGGUUAAUCUGUGUUGACUAACGACAGAGAGAUUGCCAGAAUGCUUCUUAAUGUCCGCUCUUAAUUGCUUAUUGUCUCUUGCGCAUAGUUGUCCUUUGACUGUGAUUUGCUAUUACUGCUAGUACCAACAAUACUUAUUCUGUCUUUGUCGGUGAAUAAGAAGAUAUAACGAUGUUAGAAAUAUAAUACUGCCAAUGAAUAGAACACAUCCCAUGCCAGCGCAUCUUCGCGCGCUUCCAUAGGGGAGACUGAGUACACUUGAUCUUUAUAGGAGACAUGGUACAUCGAUUUUACGUUACUUCUAUGAACUCAGUAUUUGAUGCAACUAGCAACACUGUUGUCUAUGACAUGACUUAAUUUCACAUGGUAGUGACAUCUAUCAAACGUUUGCAUAUGGCGGCCGGUUUUGUGAUUUGAUGAUAUCGUUCUUUGUUUUGGUGAGUUUUUUUCUAUUGGAUUUCUUGAUGUAGGAAAUGGAUAGUGCUAUUUUACAAAUACGCAUUUAUUUGUAUGUCUAUUAGAUAGUUUAUUUUAUAGGUAAUCAUAGAAAUACGUGUUGUCGUAUUUAAGUAUUGGCAUAAAAUUAUAACCUAACAUCAGUAGGGAGACUUGGUACGAUAUAGUCAGGGAGAGAAUAAAAGAUUAUUUUUGUUAUAGUAAUUUAUUUUUAGAAUAGAUUAUGUUUAGAAGAUUUAAGAAGUAUCAAUCUUGUUAGUUGCAAGAACAAAAGAUUAGUUUUGUUAUAUUCAGAAGAUUUAAGAAGUAUUCUUUUUAUAAGCAAAUUAAUAAGAAGAUGCUGCCAAAUGUGAUGUGAUAACUAAUUAAAAUAAAGACUGAUAAUUAUUUAUAAAAAUCAAAUGUUUUAUUGUAAAAAGUGAGACAUGAUCCAUGGAUCAUGUCACUCAAUACGCAGGAACGAGUUACUUUCAAUAGAUGACACAUGGUACCAUUUCUCUUUUUUCAGUUUUAGUUUAAUAACGUCUGUAUUAACUGGUUAAUAAAACCGGCUUUAUGAUGAGAGUAAGGCAACUAAAUUCUUAACUAUUUUAUGGUAUUACAUUUUCAAUACAUACUAAAAUGACAGAAAUAGCUCUUUACAACAAAAGGGGGGAUCAACUGUUCCCAGUUUCCUCUCUAUAUUCGCGUAUAUCUGAACGCAGCGCGUAAAUUUGAAUUUAUAUCACAAUGCACACAUAAAUUCUCCUUAUUAAACAAAAGAAAUGCAUUUACUUGAAAAAGAAGAUGUAAAACAAGAAUCGUAUAUUAAGAAAAUAAAAAUAAUUGAAGAUGCUGUGUCCUUUGAAAUGUUUCACUCUAAUUAAAUUCAACUUUAUACACUAGUUCUCGAAAUAUACUGAUAACUUUUUUGUCAUAGUUUCAAGAUCCGUUUAGUUGUAUUCGUAAUAAAUUCCGCUAUCUCUCCGGGAGGACGUUUUGGUAACGUAUCUGGUGUUUCUGACGACUGCUGAGAAAUUAAUGCCUUAGGCUGUGUUCCUGCCAGUACUGAAAAUCUGUAGUUCACGUUACAUGUACCAUAGAUUUACACUAUUGGCAACUGAAUAUUAGAACGCAGCCUUAAUAUCUAUUGCAUCUGCACGUUAGUACAAUUCUUAUAAUAAGUACUCGGACUCCCUUGGCAACAUUUGUAAAAUUGUUCUUUUGAUAGAAGAAGCAUUGCUAGCCGUUGAAUCCUCCUCAAAAAUCACAUCGUCCUGUAGUAUCAUCAGAGCGCCUUCGUCUACUGAAUUAUUUUGAUUGAUGUGUUUCUUUCAGAUUCAUCUAAAUCUUAUAAUGUAAUUUCUCUUUUUGUUCUAUAAUUUGACCGAACAUCCAUUUGUUUUUGCCUAAGCAACUUCUACAAUUUCCUUUCUUUCUCAUCUUGAGAUGAGAUGAGAUGAGAUGAGAUUUUUGAAAAUGAUGUACGAUUAGUGCGAUACAGUGCUUCGUUUACUUUUUGAUAUUUAUAAUAAUAUAAGUAGAUCUAUAUUUAUACGUAAUCUUGUAAAUAUUAAUUUCGUUGGAAACUUUCUGGUCGCAGAGUAACACAUAUUUCGAUACUGUAUAAAUAUUUGUUAUAUUGUAAUAUUACAUGUAUAGCGGAUUAAUAUUUCGCAUGCCAUGCAAAGAAUUGUUGAGUUUGUACAAAUUUCUUCACCUAAUAUUAUACGUCGGAAUAUCGAAGGUAGCGAAACUUUUUCUACCUUAAUUCGAUCCUUAUAUAGUGUAAAUAAUAUCAAAAAGUUAUUUUCGGCCAAAAAUAUCAAUACUCUUAAUAUCAUCCGAAUAUAUGUGCAAUAAGAUCGUGUCCACACUAUACAAGUUUGCAUCUGUAAUCAGAAUACGUAGCGAUCUUAGAUUACAAUAAAAGAGACAAUCAGGAUUUGUGAACGUUUUAUUGUUAACUGUCUUCACAGUAAUUUAGUUUAAGGAAGUCAGCUCUGUUGAUACCGGAGAAAUCCGAAAUUCCGCGGUUUGUAUCACACGUGACGCAGGAGAAAGAGUUGUGCUUUACUCCGAAAAUUAGUAAAGUAGUCGUCUCACACUGUGAGGAUUGUAACGGCGAUUGACUAGGAUUACAAGAACAAAACACAUCUGACUCUGGCAAAGGAUAAUGACUGACUGUAUUUGACACUUCUACAUACAUCUGCAUGAGAGCGAUAUACUUAUACACAUAUAUGUAUUAGAGAGAGACGAGUGACAUUCGCAUUGUGUCUGUUGUGUAUUGUAUCCGGCUAUUUUAUUGGAUAGGCCUCAUAGAUUGGUUUAUGACCGCGCGCCUACAGCGCCUCUUGCGUUCUUUAUGUGUAAGCAAUCAUUCGGCAAGAAUAAAAGGUUCUGUGCAUUAA
Molecule: messenger RNA, 4384 nt
Organism: Ooceraea biroi (clonal raider ant)
Lineage: Eukaryota; Metazoa; Arthropoda; Insecta; Hymenoptera; Formicidae
Gene: Eh
Product: Eclosion hormone
Biological process (GO): ecdysis, chitin-based cuticle; neuropeptide signaling pathway
Molecular function (GO): ecdysis-triggering hormone activity
Source: RefSeq, a predicted model, not a curated record